UUGACAUUUACGUGGUCACAUUGACUGUACUGACUGGCCGCACAUGUGCUAACAAAUUGGGUUUUAAAGAUUUGAUUUUUAUUGAAAAAAUCAGUGAAAAGAUGCCAAGAAAGCCGAAUAAAGAAGUACUGUGCGACAAUUGCGGGAGUAGCAAUGAGGCAAAGCACAUAUACUCCGCCCAGAAGGCAUUCGUGGGCCGUAAAAUUGUGGACCUGCUGGGGACAAUCACCCAGAAAACCCUCCCGAUAAACUUGGGCCUGAAGGUGUGCUUCCUGUGCGCAUCCACCAUGAUGUCAACCGUCGGCGUGAUCGAGAGGACCCAAAAGCUGGUGGAGAAAUUUCUGGCCAUGCCCCUCAAAAAAACCAAGGACGUCAGGGCACCGGAAAAGGAGGACCAUGAUUUGUUGGAUGCUGAGUCUAGUGAUAAUCAAGAAAACGAUUUUGUAGAUCUCACAGCAGAAGCGGAGAAGCCGAUGAAACUAAAGAAAAACACAACCAUCCGCCAGCGCAGCAAGUCCAUGGCUGUCUGUUUAGAAAACACCGUUUUUUCCCAGAUCGAGAAUGUCAAGAGCUCGCCAAAGAAACUGGAUGGCUCUUUCAAGAACCUCGAUGGUUCGUCUCAAAAGCAGCAAUCCCGAAUUUUUGACGACAACCUCACGGACUCUAUAAAGAUGACGCCCGCCAAACCGGUGUCUACUAAAAAGAAGUCCUUUAUUCAUCUCUUUUGCAACGGCAAUGACGGCAUUGAAAUACCGUCCGAAAGUGAGGACGAGGAGGCAACCGGAGAGGAAACUGUCAAAAAGGUUAUAAUUGAAACUAAUAACUUCAACUGUGAACAUUGCGAAUACCAUGCUAAAUUCCCCAACCACUACAAGGACCACCUGCAAAAAGAGCAUGGCCAGCAGCGUCCACGCAUUUACUCCUGUCCCUGCUGUCCCAAGUCCUUUGGAGUCCUGAAGUCGAUGAAAGACCAUUUGUUAGUGACUCAUAAGCUUAUUGUGGAAACCGUAUCGAAGGCCAAGUCAAAGGAUAGCAAAUCUGAGGGCAAACAAAAGGUUGAUUCAAAGCCAAAGGAGCCUAAGACUCAGAACAAUAAGCAAAAGGAAGUUAAGUCCAAAGCCAAGAAGCUAGAUGAGGUAACGGAGAUCAAGGCUAAGGAUACGUCAAAAGAGGAAAAGUCAAUAAGUAAACAAGUUCUGAACAAAACACAGGAUACGUCAAAAGCGGAAAAGUCAAUAAAUAAACAAGUUCUGAACAAAACAAAGGAUGACAAGGAUAACGAGACCCAAGAGGAGCGGAAUGUUGCCUCCUUUAAAGCCCUAAAUGAGUCCUUAAUGAAGAAAAGGAUGUUCGAGAACGUGGUCGAUUCGGAUUACACAUUCGCCAUAAACGGAUCUAGUGCAUCCACUCCCAGGGCGGAAUCUUCCGAUUUUCAGUGCGACAUUUGCGACUGCGAGCUGACUACCGCUAAGCAGAUGCAGGAUCACAUGAAAACCGCCCACGCCAUCGAAAAGCCAAAGAUAUUCAAGUGCACCAUUUGCGACAAGAGUCUGACCACUAAACAGUCUCUAAAUAAACACACACUUCUGCAUAGCGACGGUGCUGAUGUGGGAAAGUCCACCAAGCGAAAAAUUCUGCAAGAAGAGGAAGAGGAGGAGGAGGUCGUGAACAUUGAGAGUAUUUUCCAAACUAACAACUCUGCGGAUGAUGAUGAGGGUCCUAGGGAAGAAAAGAUCUUAAAAGUAAAUGACACCAUGUCCGCACCUGGAUCACCCAUUAAAAAGGAAAGAAAGAGCAAGUCCAGCUUGCUAGACAUAUCCGUGGGCACAACUAAUGGCGAAUCGCCUUCAAAGGCCCAAAAACGUAAGAAACAGAAAAAAUCCGAGGAAUUAACUUCUGACCAGUUGAUGGAGGAGAUAAAUCAUAAUGUGAAGCCGCACAAAAAGGCCCGCCUGGACUCCACCGCUGAUGAGUCCGUGUCCGACUUCAGCUGCGACAAGUGCGGAAAACGCUUAAAAACGCAGCAGAGUCUUGAACAACAUGUCCAAAAGAAACACAGCGUUCUAAAGUGCACCAAUUGUAAGAACACUUACACUAGCCAGGUUGACUAUGUGGGUCACUUUUCGGAGUGCGGUCCCAGCGAUGACCUUCCUUGCGGCGUGUUUUUGUGCAAGAAGAGUUUCUCGGAGGCCAACUUCCUAAGUUCCCAUCUGCGCAAGCGCCACAAGUGGGUUUAGGGUCCAAUUUGAUUGUUAUAUACAUCAUCACCUAUUGACCAGUUUAGUUUUACUUUAGGUUAUUGAUUAGUGAAUCUAUCACUGAGUAGAUUUCUUUGAUUUUUAUUGAUGUUUUUACUGGACUUUAAAAUGAUUUAAAAAAAAACAAAAAAUUGGCAUUUGUUAAGACAUUACAACAUUACGGAAACAUCUUUAUAAAUAUUUAACGGUUGAUUAGCUUUGAAAACCCAUUCGAAAAAAGCUAAAAACAUCAUUAUCUGGUGGAGUUCAAAUCAAUGUUAAAGCCAUUUCAAGAAAUCUGAGGCAAUUUAAUGAUAAGUUUGGACAUACCACUUAAAUGGAAAUUAAUUGUACUCACAAAGAGUAUAAAAAUCCGUUUCAUUUUGGAAAAUUAUUUUUGUAUCAAACAAACA
Drosophila rhopaloa is the source of this 2650-nucleotide messenger RNA. It is a transcript of the gene indra, whose product is annotated as zinc finger protein CG2199. Gene Ontology annotation, biological process: regulation of gene expression. The record is from RefSeq and is a predicted model, not a curated record. Bases 102 to 2237 code for a protein of 711 amino acids. Lineage: Eukaryota; Metazoa; Arthropoda; Insecta; Diptera; Drosophilidae. The transcript is spliced from 2 exons. Gene Ontology annotation, cellular component: nucleus.